UCAAAAGAGAAAUUUCCUUUUCUUAAGGCACAUCACGCCACAUUUCCUCUUUCUCAAGAACAAUAGAAGGACUCGGUCGGAGCGCAACCUCAGUCGCCUUCCCAACACUGAGAGCAAGUUUCAGAAAGAAUUUGGUGAUGUAACUGCGCAUUUCCGAUGUAUAAAUCAUUUCGCUGAUCAGCCUCAUUGCGUGCUGUCAAGAAACUUGAAUUUCAAGGUUGCCGUUGCUUGGAGGUAAACUAACAUGUCUGACAGAGAUCGCUCGAGUGCUAACCCAGGGAGGACCGAACUCGAACAAGUGCACACCAAACGAGUUGAGAUUAAAGAUGUUACAGUCACCGUUAAAGUCAGAAAUGAAAUCCACGCGCAUACAAAUCAUUACAUUAAGCAGAGCAAACCUUACUUCCCGAACGAGAAGUUGCGCACCUACAUCGAUUGUCCUUACUUUUUAAGAAUCGCGCGAUGGCUGUGUGGUGCCAGCCUCUUUGGAGCCCUUGUUGCUGCUGGUGCAUCAAAGGCUAUUCCUGCGUUCUUUCUCGUUUCCUGCCUGCUGUUCUUCUUGUUUUAUUGCCAACACGAGUGGGUGAAUCAGAAAACUCUGCCUAUUGUUCACAAACAGCCCUUCCUCAAUAGCCAGGCAGGCCGUAACAAGUUCUACGAGGUAACUGUCACUGAACUUGACGGAAUUGCUCUCCAGAAUUACCAAGCUGGGAUUGGUUUUGUUAAACUUUCACAGGGUAAGAUCAAAUUUCAAGCAUUUAACGAAACCGCGAUGAAACGCAUGUUUGAAGCUAGAUGUCAGUCUCGGUUGAUGCUUCUCCUUUUCUUGGCGGCCUCUGUCUACAACUGCUAUUUUGUGGCAGCCUAUUGACUGACCGAGCCGACGCAAGACAGAUGUUAUGUUAUGCAGAUGACAGUAAAACUGUAGCUUAGUCUAGCUUACUUGAAGCAAUCUGAUUUGUAGAUAUAAAUAAUCACAGAAAUAAAGCAACAGAUUUCCACCGA
Molecule: messenger RNA, 1005 nt
Organism: Stylophora pistillata
Lineage: Eukaryota; Metazoa; Cnidaria; Anthozoa; Scleractinia; Pocilloporidae
Source: RefSeq, a predicted model, not a curated record